UGCAGCGGAGCUGUCACAACAAUUCCAUCCGCCCGGCACACAACAGACACGCACAAUUACCAACAAAGAGCACGUGCAGCUCGCUCAGGAAGUUUAAGGGCAACUAAAAGAAACGUAAAGAUGACCACAAAGCCGCUGCUCUACCUGGAGGAGUACAAGCUGAAGCAGGAUGCGAACGAUUACGGGCUGGCGGACGAACUCUGGGACUUUGAGUCGUUCAAACGCAAGCUGCAGAUCGUCGUGGUGCGGUACGACGAGAACGAGCUCGAGUUCGACAUGAUCGGGGUGAGCUGCGCGAUCGCGAACGUUUUCCGGCGCCUGAUGCUGAGCGAGGUGCCGAGCAUGGCGAUCGAGAAGGUGCACAUCUACAACAACACCUCCAUCAUACAGGACGAGGUGUUGGCGCACCGGCUCGGGCUCAUUCCGCUGCGGGCCGAUCCGCGCAUGUUCGAGUACAAGGCGAACGAGACGGACCCACCGUCCGCGCUGGACACGCUCGAGUUCGAGCUGAAGGUGAAGUGUACGCGCAAAAACAAAGACUCGACCGAGGUGACCAACAACGAGAACAUGUACAAGAAUCACAGCAUCUACUCGGGCCAGAUCAAGUGGGUACCGAUCGGGAAUCAGGCCACGAUCUACACGGAGGCGGCCGUCGGUCCGAUCGACGAUGAUAUACUGAUCAGCAAGAUGCGCCACGGGCACGAGUUCGACAUAAAGCUGUUUGCGGUGAAGGGCGUCGGGAAGGAUCAUGCCAAGUUUUCGCCGGUGGCGACCGUAUCGUACCGGUUGCUGCCGGACAUUAAGCUGAACCGGCCGGUCGCUGGGAACGAUGCACGGUUGCUGCAGAAGUGCUUCUCACCCGGCGUGAUCGAGAUUGCGAAGGAUGACGAGGCGUACGUGAAGGACGCGCGGUACGACAGCUGCAGCCGGAAUGUGUACCGAUAUCCGCAGCUGGCGGACGCGGUCACGAUCGCGCGGGUGCGCAAUCAUUUUAUCUUUACGGUCGAAUCGCUCGGUGCGCUCAAGCCGGAGGUUAUCUUUGUGGAGGCGGCCAAGGUGCUGAAGAAAAAGUGCCGAAUGUUUUUGGAUGAAAUAAAGGGCAAUUGAAAGGGAUGGAUGGUAUGCGUUUUAUUGAGGAGUAGUGUACAGAAUAUGUUACAAUAGAUUGAUAGAGUAACUACUUUUGUAAAAAGAAGUCUAAAUAAUA
Messenger RNA from Anopheles merus, 1207 nucleotides. It is a transcript of the gene Polr1C, whose product is annotated as DNA-directed RNA polymerases I and III subunit RPAC1. The record is from RefSeq and is a predicted model, not a curated record. Gene Ontology annotation, biological process: DNA-templated transcription. Lineage: Eukaryota; Metazoa; Arthropoda; Insecta; Diptera; Culicidae. Gene Ontology annotation, cellular component: RNA polymerase III complex; RNA polymerase I complex. The transcript has a single exon. The coding region runs from base 121 to 1107 and encodes 328 amino acids. Gene Ontology annotation, molecular function: protein dimerization activity.